Cylindrotheca closterium is the source of this 3336-nucleotide messenger RNA. The record is from the annotation of a GenBank genome assembly. Lineage: Eukaryota; Bacillariophyta; Bacillariophyceae; Bacillariales; Bacillariaceae.
AUGAACCCGUCUCGGUUUUCGAAAUCACGAUCCUAUCAGAAGAUUUUCACUCCACCACCAGGAACUCGUUAUCCGAACCAUCGUCAACAGGAACUAUCUCCCGAGAGGCAAACGCCAAACAGCAAAGUCAGUGGGAAUAGCGAUUACCAAAGUACUAUGCAACAAGCGAACGACGAUUGCAAUACUACUACCACUACACCACCAUUGCGAGCAGGAAUGAAAAGAGAAAGCAUUCCACUCUAUGCGAUGCAUUCUACUAGAACGAUUCAAAACGCCAUCAUGGUCCCCAAUUCACCAGGCAGUAGUGCGUCGGAGAGUGAUCAGGACGAGAAGCAACCACUCAAAGAGAGAAUCAAGAACCUUCAUCCUGCUACCGGUACGGAUACCGACAACAUUAUCUACGAAAUGACAAGUGACAGCAUGACAUCUCCCCAAUCGCGACAUCCACAAAACAUUUUUCGCGAUAGAACCUUUAACGACUCCACAGAGGAUGAUGCAUCGCCAAGUAGCAGUCGACGAUUGGACCCCAAUCAACGAGACGAAAACGAUCCUCCUCGAACGAACAGCAAGAUUCACAUGGCACCAUCUUCAUCAUCAGGCACCACGACAAAAUUGCAUCGAUUAUGCCAAAACAUGCUCACAUUUGGUGAUAUUUUGCUGGCAAAAUCCAUUCUGAGUAGUGAAGAUGCCUACAAUGACAAGAAUAGCGCAUCCAUCAAGGACGAUCGAGGUGCGACGCCGCUCCAUGUCUUUGCCCGAAACAAGGCACUGGCUGCAAAGGUCUGCCCGUAUCAUGGGGAGUCCUCCAAGGGGUUUUCAAAAUUGUAUCCACAAUCGUCAUCAUUUGAUACUCUGGAAGCAGAAUCGAACUUGAAAAAGGAGAUUGUCAAAUUCCUGGUCCAUGAUCUGUUGGCUGCGAGUCCAAAAGCCACAGUUCAAGUAAACAAUGAGGGUUUCAUACCCUUUCAAGCUGGCAUAGCUGACUGGGUCCACACGUGCCAAAAUAAUGUACGAAAUGCGGCCUCUAGAAAGACUGGUCGACAUACAACUACAAUGGGUCAAGUUUGGGAGUCGACGUCCACGACGUUGACGAAUGCAAUGAAAUUAGCACAAGGGAAAGCAACAGGAGGAUCGCAAGCAAAACUGUCAUUAGAGGAUUUGGAACAAGGUCAAGGACUUCAGGCCGGCGUCCCGUCAGUAUCUAACAAUACGUCUGAGAACCACCAUGAAACUCGUGAGGUUGGCAACCUGGUGGCGCUCAGUGAACACGCUCGCUUUAUUUUCAUCAUGCUCUCGGCGAUCAUUGACCGGUUGGAAAUGCACGACUCUUCCAGACAGGCUUCGUCUCCUCGAUUUGGUAAUUCUUUUUCCAAUCAAGGAGGUUUCGAAAGGACCGGCAGAAUGAAUAUCCGAGGCCUCAAGAGGAUUGAAGGAGCUAGUGAGAUUGCAGCAACUAUCAUCGAAGAAGUUGCAUCCAUUCCAGGAUUAAUGGAGACAUUGCUUCUUAUUGAAGAUGAUAGUGAACGGGACUUUGCCAUAUCGCAAACUAUCAUUCUCCGAGUAAUGGCAAGUCGAAGAACAAUCGGAGUCUGGCUGACAGGAAUGUUGCAAAGUGACGAUCGAAAAGUGGCAUUUCGAGCCGUAGACUACCUCAAGACGGCUUCCAUCGAAUGUGCCAAGAACAGCACUUCAACCUUGCAGGGAUCUACAGGUCCUCGGGUUCAAGAUUGUGCGGGGCACAUGCCACUGGUGGAUGAACUCAGUAAUCUCCAAGAUUUCAUCCCUGCUCUUCUUGCACUAGGAGAUCAAGGAAUGGAAGAAGCUUCAACGACGUUGAUAGUGAAAGGUGCUCUCGAUAGACUGAUAUCCAAGCCAUUCUCUGUGACGGUAAUCCUUUGCGAUGUCAUCUUUUUGGUAAUCAUGAUCCUAGGUUUUCGCUCUUCCGUGAGGAAUCUGAUAUCAGGAAGAGACUUGGGCAAUGUGUUGUGGUGGAUUUACGUCGCCAACAUUGGCAUUUUCUAUUUCAUCAUGCGUGAAAUUGGAAAGCUAUUUAGCCUUUUGAGUAUUGCCAAGCGCGCUCGAAGAUACUUUCUUUCAUUUUGGAAUCUCAUUGAUUUCUUGGCCACAUUCCUUGCUUUGAUUUCGACUGUGGCCAUGCGCUGGCAUUUUGCUCUGGACAAUCGUGGGCUAGAUGACUUUGGUAUGCUCCGAAAGUUGCUAGCAGUAACGACUGGAUUCCUCUGGCUGCGAGUGUUGAGUCUUCUGAAAGCAAUCAAUAUGCAACUGGCAACAUUUGUGUUGGCAAUCAUUCAGAUUACAAAGGAUAUCUUGUGGUUCUGUGUCAUUUUGGUGACUCUUGUAAUCUCCUUUGCACAGAUGUUCUUCACCGUAUUGGCGCCAGCAUCCUGUGCUACAGACAAUACUGACAACAUGCAAUGCAAAGAGAGCGACUAUUUGCUACGGGUCUACACGAUAUUGCUGGGCGAUUUCGGAAACUUUGAUUUGGAUAGCUUCCAAUCAGGGUUCCCAGUAUUUCUCUUGGUGUUGUUUUCUUUCCUUGUCACGGUGGUCCUUCUCAAUGUUUUGAUUGCCAUUGCUUCGGACAGCUAUGAAAAAUGUUUGAUUCGUUCUCAGCACCUGUUCGGUAGAGCAAGGAUCAUGCUAGUCGCAGAGCUCGUCUCAUUUCAGAACCUUCUGAAGCGGGCGGAUCAAAACAAUGAUCAAAGACUAGACCUACUCCCACUGGUCUACAGCGUCUGGUGGACAAGAAGCUCUGUAUUUGAGCAUUGGAGCAGGUCAUCGGUCUUAUUCUUCUGUGUUUCUGGGUCUGUCACUCUGGUAUGGACCCUCGCUGAGCUGUGGGGCUACUCCAGUGGCGACCAUCAUGGGAGUGUCAUGUUGUGUCUUUCGAGUGUGAUUGUGAAUGGACUUCUCUUCAUGAUGAUCAUGACAUUCUUGAAGAAAGCAGCCAGUAAAACGAACGCUAUAAAAGGUGACGCUGAUAGAGAGGCAGAUGGUUUCACGGAUGGUUACAUUCAACAGGCAAUGCUUCAUGUGUUGGGAACAUCUCAAAAGCUGAACCGUGACCAAAAGUCCAAGAGGGGCAACUUUAACGAUUGGAGCGGUCGAGUUAACUAUCUCCAAAAAGAAAUGAUGAGGAUCUCAAAGGAACAAGAACUUCGGUCUCAAGAACACAUGAGAGCCAUUGAAAACUGCAUUACUUUAUCCGAGACAAGACUACGAAUGGAAAUCAAUGAACUUCAUGAUCGUAUGGGUAACCUAACUCAAGGCGGAACCGUCGAAGGGGUAGACGACGACCGCCAAUACGAUUGUUGA